CGCGAGAUCUCUGCAGAGCGAAAGGAUGGACUGAACUCUGACUGGAGGCCGGGCUGCUCCGGAACCACCCCGACAGCCUCCAGAAAGGGGCGUGGUUAUAAUUUAGGGGCGUGGCCUUGCAGGCAGCAGGAAGAAGUUACCUGUUGAAUCUUCCUAUCCAUUCUCUUCCCAGCCUUUGUAGCUACCCCUAAGAGGGAAGCCGUAAACCACUAGCCUCUUCUGAAAAAGAGGUAAGGGGACGUAGACAAGGGGCAGCGAAGGAGGCUACUGCAUUCCUUAGGAGGGGCCAAACAGCUACUUUCUACCUGCUGAGUCAGGUGAACCGUUCCAUGGGGGCGGGGACCAGCAUAUGAGAAAAGGGCAAGGACGGAGGAGGUGUUUAUUUGUUCCCUUUCAAGACUAAAUUUAGGGCCCUUCGUCUGCAGACCCAUUGGCGCACUGUGCCUUGGGAACCCUCUUGGCCUCUGGAAGAGAAAAGAACGGGGGCCAGUUUUCCGCAGCAAAAGGAACGGCCCCUCUGGGCUUCCUCCCGUCUGUGUAUUUCCUAGCCCCAAAACGACAGAGCCAUAUGGCUUCCGCGGUCUGGGGGAGUGCUCCCUGGUGGGGCCCACCGCCCCCAGCCCCAGCCCGGCCGCUCACGGACAUCGACUUCUGCUCUGGGGCGCAGCUGCAAGAACUAACCCAGCUGAUCCAGGAGCUGGGUGUGCAGGAGAGCUGGAGUGAAGGUCCCAAGCCAGGACCAGAUCUCCUCCAGGCCAAGGACUUUGUUUUCUCUUUGCUUGGUCUCGUUCACCGCCGGGACCCUCGCUUUCCUCCACAGGCAGAGCUCUUGCUGCUUCGUGGCGGGAUUCGCGAGGGCUCCCUGGAUCUGGGGCCUGCGCCUCUAGGUCCCUACGCUCGGGGACCUCACUACGACGCCAGCUUCACCCUCCUGGUGCCCGUGCUUUCGCUAGAUGGCACUGGGCAGGAGCUGCAACCGGACGUGGGAUCCUGUUACGCAUGGCUCUUCCUCCCAGAGCAAGUACGCGGAACCUCGGUCCGGGAGGCAUGGCAGGAUUGCCUAGGACCCCCAGUCCCAGGAGGACGUGAUUCGAUCCACCCAGCCCAAAGCAAACAAACUCCCAAGGAUCCGCAAAUCUCCGUGGACCAGCUGCACGGUGACGUCACUGAGCCUGAGGCACACGAGUCUUUGGAAAAAUCACCUAGUAAUGUUUCAGUGCCAGAAUUGCCUCAACAAGACGUAACCGAUGUUGACUUUCCUUCACCACUGAAAAAAACGAAUGGUGACGUCACCAAAGCAGCCGACGUUAGCCCAGUGCCACAGCCGUCGGAGGCUCGGGAGGCAUGGCCCACAUUGUGCCCCGCCCAGGUGGCUGCCUGGUUCUUCGCUUCGCUGGCUGCGGUCGCUGAGUCCCUGUUUCCGGUCCCGGGUGCCCCGCGCUUGGUCCACGCAGCCCGCCACGCGGGGGUCACCACCAUCCUCCUGGCUACGCCCGGGUCCCCGCGCCGCCUCCUGCUUUUCGACUUGAUCCCCGUGGUGUCCGUGGCCGGCUGGCCCCAGGAGGCUCGGAGCCACUCGUGGGCCGGCCCGCUGGCCUCGGAGUCGUCUUCCUUCUACCUGGUGCCCGGCGGCGGCGGCACAGAGCGGCCGGGCGCCUCCGGAUGGCAGCUCUGCUUCGCCCGCCAAGAGCUGGCGCUCAAGAUGCGCAUACCCGUUCCCCUGCUGCAAGCGCACGCGGCGGCCCAGGCGCUGCUGCGCCCGCUGGUGGCCGGGAUUAGGGUCGCGGCGCCCUAUCUCCUGCGGACGUUGCUCUACUGGGCGUGCGAGCGGCUGCCCGCGCUCUAUGUGGCGCGACCCGAGAAUGCGGGCGCCUGCUGCCUCGGGCUGCUGGAUGAGCUGGGCCGGGUGCUCGAGGCUGGGACGCUGCCCCACUAUUUUCUGAGUGGCCAAAAGCUCGGUGCGGGGGACGGCGCCGCUUCGCUGCUUGGGGCGUUGGCCCUGCUUCGCAGGGACCCUGCCCGCGCCCUGCGCGCCGCUGUAGAAGAGGCCAAGGCUGCACGCAAGGGGGGCGGCUUAGCCGGCGUGGGAGGCGGGGCCCAUUAAAGACGCUGUUCCUACUAACCUGGAAUGUGCUUCUGUUGGCCAGCGGGAUGUGGAGGGGACUGCUCUCCCCUCACCUGGGAGACAGGCUGAGCGCCUUGGGCCCGAAGAACCCGUUCUAGAAGGCCUCCUCGCCGGUUCCUCCGCUUCCUCCCACCCUCCUCCCGCCGCAUCCCUGGCACAGGUCGUUCCAUUCUGGCCUCUCCACUUUCCAAAUCUGUGGCCAGCACCCCUCCUGCUCCCGUGCAGCCUCUGGCAUCCAUCUCCCGCCAGUUCUUAUGGUCUUUUCUCUUAGGAGUCAAUAGGGAUGGGGGUAACAUAUUUGCUGAAAAAACGUGUAAAGGAGAAAGGUAUGGAGACCAGGGACUGACCAAUUUGUCUCACACAAAAGCAGAGAUAUUAAGGAGGCCGGAUUUCACCCCAGGCUAGACCUCACCACCACCGCUAUCUCUUCAGUUAUUCCCCCCACCUUCCUCAUCCAGUUCUGUCCUCCAUCCCGGGCAGUAGGGUCCCUUUCUCCAUUCUCGGGGCAUCUGCCAUUCCAUCUAUCUAAGCCCAACCUCUCCCCCAAUCCAGAGUUCCAUUCAGUGGAGUCGCCUCCUUGUCCCUCCUCCUCUGAACCCCGAGACAUGCGAGACAUGCGGCCUUGUCUCGGCUCCACCUGUCUCUAAGACCGUCCCCACUC
This is a messenger RNA of Balaenoptera acutorostrata (minke whale), 2786 nucleotides long. Its product is annotated as transmembrane protein 102-like. The transcript has 2 exons. The coding region runs from base 569 to 2104 and encodes 511 amino acids. Lineage: Eukaryota; Metazoa; Chordata; Mammalia; Artiodactyla; Balaenopteridae. The record is from RefSeq and is a predicted model, not a curated record.